Molecule: messenger RNA, 3454 nt
Organism: Thecamonas trahens ATCC 50062
Lineage: Eukaryota; Apusomonadida; Apusomonadidae
Product: E3 ubiquitin-protein ligase UPL6
Exons: 2
Coding region: 72-3332 (1086 amino acids)
Biological process (GO): ubiquitin-dependent protein catabolic process; protein polyubiquitination
Molecular function (GO): ubiquitin protein ligase activity
Source: RefSeq, a predicted model, not a curated record
CACCUCACGCCCACUCGACCUCGCAGCUCACCACACCACACACAGCCUUUGCCCCUCCUCCAUCUAUCCAAAUGAGCUUCUUCUCGCUCGAUCCGGGCCUCGGCCGUGGAGGCAAGGACAAGCUGCUCGCCUCCAAGCGCCAAGCUCGCAAGGAACGGGCCCAGAAGCGCAGAGAGCACGAGGCUGCCACGCGCAUUGUCGCCUUUCUGCGGCUGACGGCCGAGCUCGGCGCCGCACGCGACGCCGCCGCUGCCGAGCUGGCCCACACGCUCGCCGAGCUGGCCGAGAGCUCGAUGCCGCCCCCGCAGGUGCUCUUCCGGGCGCUGGGCGCAUUUGCUUUGGCGGCAGGCGCGUCAGGCGAACGCGUGGCGCCGUACGCCCACAUCCUUGCCCUCAAGGUCGUCAAGUCUAUGACCCUUCCCCGACCCGAGGUCUCGCUCGCGAGCUACGCGCUCGAUGACACCACGCGCGACCUGCUCUUUGCCCGCCUCGCCUGUCUCGCGCGUUGGGUGGUAGCUACGUUGCAUAGUCUUGAUCCGAAGUGUUCGGGUGUCCAGGCCAUCCUCACCCUCGCACGGCUCUGCGAGAGCGCGCCGCUGCUCGCUGACACCUCGGCUGAUUUGCGCGCGGCCUGUGGCCGCCUCGCUGCCGCUUUUGUAGCUGCGCCAGCCUUUCCGGCGCUUGUUGGCAAGUCGCUGGCAGAGCUGACUGAGCUGCACCCGGCGGGGCUUCUUGCCAGCGACGAGCUUUCGCUGGAGGCUGUGUUGGCGGCGCCAGUGACAUCGCUCUACACCCCAGUGUCGGCCGUUCAACUGCCGCUCUCCAUCGGGCUCGGUGUUCUCGCCUGGUCGUGGGCCUACCCACUCUCAGCGGCAGAUCAAGAGGCUGGGGCCGUCCUGCUUGCCACACACGUGCUCGCGGUGCCUGCGCUGACCGCGCGGCUCCCACCGGCACUCACCAACCACAUCUCGAGCCUUGUCGCCGCCGACGGUGGGGCCAAAUUGGCAGUCCUAGGCUCGCCGACUUGCCGAGAUGCGCUGCAUGCUGCGCUGGCGCGCGCCCCGGCCUCGGCUGGUGCGCAGCAUCUCGUCGCCAACUUGGCGGCUCUGCUCUCGGCCGAGACGCUGGCGGGCCUAUCGGCUGAUGGCCUCGGUGGCUACCUCACACUCACACACGGUCUUGUUGCCAGCGUCCGUGCCGACCUCUUCCCGACCGCCCGAACGCUCAAGCCUCUCCGCCCACGCACCCGUGGGACCAGCUCUAACUCUGAUUCCGACUCUGACUCAGACAACGGCGCGGGGCCGUCCGAGCUGGCACCGAUGGAGGUGAUCAGCGGUAGCGAGUCGACACUGGCAGCGCUGGCGCCGGUCGAUCUUCUCGACGCAGCCGUCCUCCACGCACUCCUCUCCCCAGCGCACGUCCAGGCACUCAUUGAGGCCGCUGGUGCAGCCAAGACCAUGUCGCAGCUGGCAGUGUGGAUUGUGGCGUUUGUUCGCCUCUGGCCUGACGACCGCAUCGCGCUCCUGCACACGCUCUGCUUCUCGGCGCCGCUCAUCCCGCAGCUGUGGGAGCUCAUCACCCACGCCACGCCGGCUGUGCCAGCGACGCUGGCUGACUACGCGGCACAGGUGUGCGGUGGCGCGGCUGUUGGCGAUGCGUUCCAGCCGCUCUUCCCGCUCCUCUUGUUUCUUUGCGAGCUUGUGCACUUUGCGCUGCUGAGCGUCGACGAUGAGGCUUUUGCGGACGAGCGCUUUGCGGCAACGCUGUUGUCGACUCGGCAGACACUGGAGCUUGCAGGCAGUCUCAAACUUGUCCUCUUCCAUAAGCUGCUCAACUCGAGCGGGAAGCCCAGCAGUGACGCCGAGGUGGCGGCUCUCGAGGUCGGUUCCAAGGUGCUGGACGACCUUGUGCGGCGCGACUCGCGGAUCCACUUUACGUCGAGCGACGGCGGAUUCUGGACGGCGGACACGCUCUCUCGCGGCGCGUUUGCGGCCCAGUUUGUACAGGAGCACGCCUCAGCCGACGAAGCCGAGCCAUGGGCGCGUCUGUUUCGCACAAGCGCCAGCACUAGCACUGCGCUCGACUAUGUCAAACGGCCGGUCCGCGAGGUGCUGAGCAACCCACGAGUCGGCGCCACCGAGGCACUGCUGUCGGUUAUGCCGUACGCAGUCUCAUUUGAUGACCGGGUCGUCGUUUUCCGACACCUCGUCCACGCCGACGCGAUGUCACGGAUUCCGCAACGGCACACGUUCUCCGUUCGACGCGACCAUCUUGUGCAGGACGGCUACGACGGGUUUGCGCGGCUCGGAGAUGGCGUCCGCGACGCGCUCAAGAUCCAGUUUGUUGAUGUCAACGGCGAGCUGGAGGCCGGAGUCGACGGCGGCGGCCUGUUCAAGGAGUUUAUGAACCACCUGGUCAAGGCGGCGUUUGAUCCCAACUAUGGGCUCUUCUGUGAGACGCCGACCUCGCAUCGGCUCUACCCGAACCCGCACUCGUCGUACUUUGCCGCCAACCACCUGGACCUGUUUUCAUUCCUUGGCGCCGUUGUCGGCAAGGCGUUGUACGACGGGGUCCUUGUCGAGCUCCCGCUCGCCGACUUUUUCGUCCGCAAGAUGCUGGGCUUUUCCAACCACGUCUACGACCUCGCCUCGCUCGAUGCCGAGCUCCAUGCUUCGCUGAUGAAGCUCAAGUACCAUGAGCCGGCGUCAGAAGUCGCCGACUGGGGCAUCACUUUUGAGCUCACCGACGCUGUCCCGCAGCUCGAGCUCAACACUUCGAUCGAGCUUGUGCCCAACGGAGCUAGUGUGGCGGUCGACGGCUCGAACCGGAGCAAGUAUGUGUACCUUGUGGCGCAGUACAAGCUCAACAGCUCGAUCGCGCGGCAAAGUGCGGCAUUCAUGGCUGGUAUGGCCUCGGUCGUCCCGCAGACGUGGCUCACCAUGUUUGCACCGCACGAGGUCCAGAUGCUGCUCUCGGGCUCCGAGGCUGGCGUCGACGUCGCCGACUGGGCGGCCCACACCCAGUACUCGGGCGGGUACACACCGUCUUCGCCAACGGUCCUGGCCUUUUGGAUGGUUGUUGCCGACAUGACGCCCGAAGAGCAGUCAGACCUCCUCAUGUUCGCCACCUCGUGCUCGCGGCCGCCUCUUCUCGGCUUUGGCGAGCUCCGGCCCAAGUUUUGCAUUCACCGCGCAGGCACCGAUACCUCGCGCCUGCCGACGGCGGCAACCUGCAUGCACCUACUCAAGCUCCCCGACUACGGUGACGUCGAGCUGCUCCGCGCCAAGCUCUCGUACGCGGUCUCGACCAAGGCUGGCUUUGACCUCAGCUAAACGCCGCGCAUCAGCCGACCAGCCGAGGCCACUCUGAAUCCCAUUGGCUCCCGACCUCACCCCACGACAUGAGCGUCUGCGGAUUGCCCUCGCAAUCGGUCUCGUGGUAAAAGAUGAUCCGC